CAAUUGCUAUAGUGAUUUUAAUGGUACUAUAGUAGGUGGGCAAGAACAACCUAAAACAGUCAGAUCAAACUGUCUGACAUGUUCUGGAAUAAGUGCAUGCAAACAAAUUUGUUUCUACAGAGAAUUAUAAGCCUAACUGAAUGAAAGAAAGCAAGAAAAAAUGACUAUAAUGUGACUAAAAUGUUAGAUUGUUUCCUUGACUAAAAUUUGACUAAAAUGUUUAAAAUGUUUAGACAGUCAUAUGUAGGCCAGAGUCCAGCAAGAAAAAACAUGCCACAUGUUGUUUAGACAGGGAAACUCAGGUAAUUUUCACAGGUAGGUAGAUUUAGAGCUGUAGGCCUUUCGUUGGCAAUGUAAAGGUUUCAUACUGAAUCAUGCACUAAUGUAUCUGCAUAAUUGAUCAUUUCCCCUGUUUUUCCUUUUUUUUCUCCUGCUGUGAAGGCCAAAAAGGACCACUGCCCCUCAUCAGGUGAACAGACACCUCUCAAACGGAGGUGUGGUGAUGAACCUGAUAAAGCCUGCUACGUCCCAUCAGCACCAUCACCAUCCACGAGAGAUGAGAUGCUCACAGAGGAGUCUCUGUUAUCCAGCCACAGUGGAUCUGAUGUAGACUACAAACCAUCAUCAUCACCAUCAUCCAGAGAAGACGAGGUGCUUGCACAGGAGUCCCACUCAUCCUGCUACAGUUCACCAGAGAAGCACCACCGUCAUUUACCAUCCAGUGAUACUGAGAUUGGCUACUUUACCAGUACUUUCCAAGAUGGAGAACAGCUGUUCACCACAAGCUCAUCAGCUCAGAGGCAAAAGAAGACUGUCACAAGACGAAGACAUGAUGAAGAUGAUGAUGACUCUGAUGGAGAGGUGCCAUAUUCAGCUGCAGCAAGGUCACUUGUAAAGAGACAAUGGCAGACUGCAAGAAGACAUGGUGAAGAUGAUGGUGGUGCUGAUGAGGAUGAUGGGAGUGAUAACACCAGUCAAGUUGGAGGGAUGCAACAAGACACCAACAGAGGGCCACAAAAGAUGACUACAGCUAAAGAAAAACAUGAUGAUGAUGAUGAUGAUGAUGACAGUGAUGAUGAUGUGAGUGAUGACAAGACUGGUCCAGGCACUGAAAACACAGGUAAUAUUUUUUGUCUGACUUGGAUUCUAUUUGAGUGUAGUAUUGGCAUGUUUCUGAGAUGCAGAUGUAAGGACUUUGACUCUAUCAAAACAUGUUCUUUUAUAGAUGGCGUGGUGCGCCAGGAGACAGCUGGAAGACCACUUGUUAAACAAAAAGAGAGAACUACAGAAAAACAUGAUGAUGAUGAUAGACAGGAGCCACACUCAACUUCAGGAAGCUCAGCUGUUGACAAACCAAAGAGGAUUGCAACCACAAGACAAGAUGAUGGAGAUGAUGAAGAUAGCGGUGACUCUGAGCAUGAUGAAAAAGAUAGAAAGCGUGUUAAGAGACGAAAGAAAGCUGCACAUAAACAAAAGCGUCAACAAGACAAUGAUGACUCGGAUGGAGAGGACAGACAGACUACUGCCACCGGAUCCCCUCGAAAGGACCAAAAGAAGACUGCAGUUACAAGAGAAUGCAGUGACACUGAUGCUCCAGAAAUGGAAGUCAAGAAACAAGGUAAGAGACCCUGGAAUGAACGGGAGAGGACUGCAGUGAAACGACACCUUGGCAAGUUUAUCGCACUGCAGAAAGUUCCAACAAAGCAGGACUGCCUGAUGUGUAUUGACAAAGAGUCUUCAGUCCUAAGAGCACGGCGGUGGACAGACGUGAAAUAUUUUGUCUACAAUGAAAUUGUUAAAAUCAAGAGAAAACCUGCAUUCUGAAUUAAUAGACUACAAGAGAGGGAGGAAACUGAGACAAGGGGUUAGAAGAUGAGAG
Messenger RNA from Amphiprion ocellaris (clown anemonefish), 1879 nucleotides. Its product is annotated as RNA polymerase-associated protein LEO1-like. The record is from RefSeq and is a predicted model, not a curated record. Lineage: Eukaryota; Metazoa; Chordata; Actinopteri; Pomacentridae. The transcript is spliced from 8 exons. Bases 562 to 1824 code for a protein of 420 amino acids.